Molecule: messenger RNA, 942 nt
Organism: Colletotrichum paranaense
Lineage: Eukaryota; Fungi; Ascomycota; Sordariomycetes; Glomerellales; Glomerellaceae
Exons: 5
Coding region: 1-942 (313 amino acids)
Source: RefSeq, a predicted model, not a curated record
AUGCCAGAAAACUUCCUCGUCAAAGCCACAUCAAAACCACACGUACCAACCCGACAAACCAGAAUAACUACACACGUCGCAACCGCAGACUCACUGGAUUUUCCAUCCGAAGAAAGGGCAUAUGCUGAACAGCGGAACCACAGCAUCAAACCGGAGCACUCAACAGGCACCCAGACGACACACUGCGUCCAUGGUACCGCCAACCCGAGCGACACAAUUUUACAGCAAGGCAACGGCAAGGAGACGGCCUGCACUCUAUACUAUUGCACCUCCGUGACACUCUACAGCAAAAAUGCCACGAUUGAGAGCAAAGCUCGAGCCCAAGAAGCUAGCGUCGUCAAGGCAAGCAAUGAGUGGGAUAUUGGCGACAUCACCCUUCCCCCCGGAUUAGUCACCCAUCCUCACCUCCAAGGCUCGUCCAACCGCAGAAACGUGACCGGUCGUUCAACCCAGCCCAACGGCACGAUCCGGCAUGGGGGAGCUUUAGGAUGUAGCGGACUGGUGCCAACAUGGAUGCAGCAGCAGCAGCAGCCACAGGCCGCUCGCUGGGCUCAAGCCGGCGCCCCGACCAAGCAAGUCCACAACCCAGCCAACGCUAAAGCAAAAGUCACCCAACCAGAAAAAGCACGAGACUCAGCACAUCCCGAAAUAAAAUACUCACCGUCCCGUCCGCUGCGUCUACGUGCUUCCAGCCCGUUCCGUCCGUUCAGCGUGCGUGAGCCAAGAUCACGCGCCUUGGACUUCGAAGCUCGCAUGCCCCGGCGCUGGCCACCGCUGCAGGAUGCGGCGCAGAAGGGGGCCAGGGCAGGGCAAGGGCAGGGCAACAGGAUUAGUGCACCUGGGUUGACUGAUGGUCUCCCUCUCUCUGGGGAAAAGACGAAAGACACGCUUGGCCUAGUAGAAGUGUUUGCCUGCGAUUGCCGAGACAAAAAAUGUCCGUAA